Molecule: messenger RNA, 3801 nt
Organism: Vitrella brassicaformis
Lineage: Eukaryota; Vitrellaceae
Source: the annotation of a GenBank genome assembly
AGCCAAGCGCGCACUGAUGUGCAGAUCUCCUGAAACCGCUGCCGCUGUGCAGAUCUCCCAGGGGACCGAACCCCUGGUCCUCCUACUCCCAUCUUGACUGAGCAGCAGCAAAAGAUCUGUCGUCCUUAUGUGGGGUUGGUUCACUCUCAUUGUGCUGCCCAUCGGCAUUGCGUUGCUGGCGCUCAACUAUCAACAGGAACACGUGAGUACGUGACUCAAUGAAUGACGGGAGAGAUCUCCACGACAUUCACCCUGUUGUUGAUCUUCUCUCUGCUCUGCUCUGUGUGUGCUGUACUGUGCGGGUCUGCAGAGGCCGAACUACCUGGGGUAUGAGCCGCUUGACUUCGCUGGCUACUGCAUUUCACUGGCGGCCAAGCCCCUCAUCAAACUCUUCUAUGCGCAACCCAAUCUAAACAACCGCACUAUCACUGUGAGAGCGGACAGACAGACACCCAUGCAUCAGCUGACACACGUCUGUCUGUCUGACCUGCCCUCUGUGUGUCUGUCUGUAUGUGUCAUCUAUUUCGUUGGGUAACAUCCAUCAAUCAGCUGGAUGGCUAUGGCUUGAGGGACACUGUGACAAUCCUUCGCACGGAACACGGGGUGCCCUUCAUCGAGGCCAAAUACGGUCAGUCAGUCAGUCCGCCAGCGCACACGGAUGAGUCCAGCUGCAGUGUGUCGUGUGUGUGUCUGUCGUGUGCCGUGUGGUUGAUUGUGCGUGAUGGGUGCAUUACAAUGCAGAGACUGACGGUUGGUUCGCCCAGGGCUUCAUGCACGCCACCGACCGCCUGUGGCAGAUGGAAAUGAACCGACUCGGUCGGUGAGCCGCGCGUUAAGCCGUGUGGUCUGACCACCUUCUGAUGAUGUGAUUGUGUGUGCUCACUUGUGGGUGGGUCGAUCAGUGAUGCAGGGCAACAUGUCCGUCAUGGUGGGGGAGAAAGCCAUCACAGCCGACCAUUGGGCGAGGUUAGUCUGUGUGUGCCUCUGACAGUGUCCGGAGAAAGAUAUGUGCUGCUUGCGGUGUGUGUGUGUGUGUGUGUGUGUAUGUAUCAGGCUGUUGGGCACUUAUGAGUUGGCCCAGAGGGACGCUGCGGCCAUGUCGGCAGAGGACCACGCCAUCGGGGAUGCAUACACACGAGGCGUGAACGCCGUCCUUGAUGACAUCCGCGGCAAGGGGUCCUUCGCCAGGCUGCCCCUGGAGCUGCUCAUCCUCGGCCACACGCCGCAGCCAUGGACCGUCGCAGACAGCGUCGGACUCGCAAGGUUCUACUCCUUCCAGCUCUCGCGAGGAUGGGCUUACGAGCUUUUUAUGCGGCGAUUUGAGAACGAAGUCAGAGAGCUGGCCCAGGAGCUGGUGCCAAGACAUGACGCACGAGUGCCUUUCGUCAACGAGUACGGAGCCCGUCCGGCGCUGUUCGACCAGAAUGGCCAGCCCAUGUCGCUGCCCGAAUACCCGCAGAUCGCAGAGUGGGCCACAUUGCCUUUCCACUCUCUUAUUGCGGACUUGGAGGCGGCUGCAGGGGGCAAGGCAGCACCAUCACCGCCGCCAGCAGCAGGCAAAGUGGAUACUGCUCAUCUGGACGGGAUGAACAUCGGUCUGGGGGAUGGCUCGAAUGGCUAUGCUGUCUCGGGCAAACACACGGCGAGCGGCAAGCCGAUGCUUUCGGGUGAUCCCCACCUGGCUGCAUUGCGGCCGGGAUUCUGGUACCCCAAUGCGGUCAAGAUGGGCUCUCAGUGGACAUUCGUGGGCGCGUCAGCCAUGGGCAUCCCCGGCUGGUUUGCCGGGACGAAUCGGCAUCUGGCUUUCACGCCCACAGUCAGCUACAUGGACAGCGAAGACGCCUUUGAGAUCUCCCUGGGCACCGGGCAGCACAACGGCAGCUACCUCUAUGCCGGCAAGUACCUACCCAUUCGCAGCAAGACGGUGGAGCUGAAUGUUAAGGGGCGGCAGGAGCCGCAGCAGCUGCAGCUGAGAUACACCCACCACGGCCCGCUCGUGAGCGACGCCUUGCCCGAACUGGUCAACAUCACGCAGCUCGACAGCGCCACACGUGCCAUCGCGUUGCGGUCGGGGUCUCUCCUCUCGCCCUUCUCAGUUUCAUGCAUGCGCGACCUCGCCACGGCCAAGACCUGGCGUGAGCUUGACAAGGCCAUGCAGGAGCUGAAGGUCACCCAACUGACCAUGGCCUUCGCCACGGUGGAUGGCGACAUUGGUGCCAUCACCAGCGGCGACCUCCCGAAGCGGUCGAGGCCGGCGAGCCUGCGGGACGGCAGUGACCCUCAAGACGAGUGGACGGGCGUGGUACCGCAUUCGCAGCUGCCUGGACAGGUGGUCAAUCCUGAGAAGGGCUAUGUCGUCAUUGCCAACCAUUUCACAGCCGCCAAUGCGACCGAUGUGUUGGGCUUCGGACAGCUGAACGGCUAUCGGGCAGCGGCCAUCGAGAGGCGCCUGAAGCCGCUGCUGGGCAAAGUGACAGUGGAUGAUCUCAGGGCCAUCUUCACCGAUGUGUGGACUCUCGGAGGGCACAGCUGGCGCAAAAUGGCGAACAACCUGCUGGCCGAAGGGCCUUCCCCCUGCUUCCCUUAUGUGCGUGAGGAUGUCUUGCCCAAGGCGCGGGAGCUCUUGGCCAAGUGGAACGAGGAGAUGAGCAGCCCGGCGGCCACCGUCUACACUGUGUGGAAGGCCGCGGCGACGUCCCGGCUGCUGGUGUCCUCUGGCAUGUCGGCCGAGUCAGUGGCCUUCUUUCGUGGCGCCUUUCCCAAUCGGCUGCUCAUCCAGGCCAACGAGCUCUUCACACACGACAAACACACCCUGCUGCGGCUCCUCGAUGGCGAAUCGGCCUCCGGCUUGGUCAGCAAGGCCGGAGGCCGGGAGAGCGUUCUGUGCGGGGCCCUCAACGAGUCGUGGGCUUUCCUGGAGAGCCAGUACGGCAACGAUGUGGCCGCGUGGGCGUGGGAGAACGUGCAUGCCUUUCCGAGCACUCAUGCCUUCUACCCCCUGCCACUGCUGCGGUGAGUGACAUGACAACACACACAGGGAGGUCGUACCGCUCUCUCUCUCUCUCUGUGUGUGUGUAUGUCUGUGUGUCACUCAGGCACAUAUUCUCUGGGCCUCCCCAGCCUGGAUAUGGUGACGAGGACACAGCGGCACCGGCAAAGGCUUCCAUCAAAUGUCCGUCCGUCGUACACUCACUCACCGACGCACCAAACCGACACACACAGCCAUGUGCCUGCACGUGUGCGAUGCAGAUGAGGAAUCGUCUUUGAAGGACGAGUUCGGUCGGCCAGUUGACAGAGCGAGUCGGUUCGUGGGCGGCGUCUUCACGCCCUCUUUGCGCAUGGCCAUCGACUUGGGCAACAUCAGCAGCUCUCGGUGGGCGCUGCCCGCCAGUGUAUCGGGCUGGAUUGGCAACAGCUUUCAGGACAUCGGUGAGGCUUUCCAACAGGGGCAGCUGGUCCAGAUGCCGUUCGAGCCGUCCUCUUUUGAGCCGGCCGAGACCUUCACACUUGGCUCGUGAGAGUGAGUGUCACACACAGUGGCGGUUUUAUGCGUAGGCUGUUGGUCGUGUGUGUGUGGGUCUGAAUGAGUGUGUCACCUACCUCAAGGUGGGCCGUUUCCAUCAGGAUAUCAAUCAUGUAUGGGAGACCCCCACACACAUGACAUGUAGGUGAUGUGAGACGUGUGUGUGUCUUUUUCAUGGUGUGUGUGAGCGAUACGUACGUAUUAGGUGACUUACUGGAAUAUGUUCGCAUUGGCGUGUAUGUGUAUUUAUGUCCCUUUAUUCACGGUGUAAAGCCAUG